This is a messenger RNA of Porites lobata, 15242 nucleotides long. The record is from the annotation of a GenBank genome assembly. NCBI's taxonomy places the organism in Eukaryota, Metazoa, Cnidaria, Anthozoa, Scleractinia, Poritidae.
AUGGCGGACAGACCUGAAGAAAACGGGCUGAGCGAUACAGAAGGAAAAGAAGGCACAGAGAGACCGCAAUCGGGAAGAUCGAAAGGCUCAGCCGAAUCGAGAAAGUCCAUUCAAGAUGCAGUUAGCAAGUUGACUGUUAAAGCUCUGAAAGAAUUUCGUUUGAGUGAUCCGAGUGAUGUGGAUACCGUUGCGACCGGUGCAGAAAGUGAAGGCCUUGUUCCCACUGCAACUUUAACCCAAGAGAUUCCAACGUUUGAUCCUAGAGGACUACCAGGGGCGCAGACGCUGCUCUCUGAAGGAAUUAGUGGUGAUGAUACAAGAGAGGAUGAGAUCGUAGCUGAAAUUGAUGGCGGAGACGAUGAAGACCUAUCUGAUGAAGAAUAUGGUUCCGAGGGUGAAAAUGAUAUGGUGGUUCUUGAUCCAGACCAUGUGAGUAAACGUAUAUUUUAUGUCAGUGAAACAGUUUUCAAAUCCGUAACAUUUGCUGUAGAGUUUCAAAGGAUCAAAAAAUGAGAAAAGCACGAAUUGCAAAGAACCACAGUUGCACUGAAGUGAAGCCACUAACUGUAUGUAAGCUUAUGCAUAACUGUCAAACCAAUCAUCAACAUCUCCCACCGAAUCUGUCUGUUUAUUAAAUACAGUGUACAUGUACAAGUUGUGGCUUAAUUAUUUGAAUAGGCAAAGAGAUAAAAAAUCAAUUGGUUUAAAUUGUCCAAACUGAAAAAAUAAAAUAAGCUCCAGGGCUUGAAAUAACUAUUGGGCAGGCGCCGGACACAUUGUCCGGUCAAACGUGAUUUUGCUCGGACAUAGGCAUUUUUGGCCGGACAAAUUUAAUCCAUCUUAACUAGUUGCAAUAGAGGCUCCAUUUUGCAAGUUACAUGAUCUGUAUCAUUUUCAGCAACAGCAACUCUAGUUACUCAAAACAAAUCGAGUGUGCAAAAAAUUAGAAGUUGUAGUUUUAUUACUCUUUGUUCUGUUACAUUGUAAGUCAGACACGUGGAUUGCAAGACACAACCUCAUCGUUAACGUUUGGUUGAAACCUGACCAAAUCACUAACAAAACGUAACCUUCAACUUUAUAGUACAACAUUUACAUUUUAGCAAAUGCUGCUUUGUUUCUACAAAUAUUUUCAAACGGGCAAAUAAACUUGUGAAAUCGUUUGGUUCAAUAAAUCAAUCUCUCAAUUAACACGAUAAUAAAUGCUAUUAAACGGAAAGUAAAUUAAUAUACAACUGAUCACACCAGAAAAUGUUAAGACUUUAACUUAACUAAUCACUAUCAGUAACUUGCAACGGGGGUUACGUUCUCACUACUCAAGAUCUUCAAGCUCCUUAAUUAACUCGUUUUCUUCGUUGUCGUCAGUGUCAUAACUCUCUUCUGGUGAAGAAUCAUCUUGUUCGAUCAACACUUUCGGCCUUUUUGCAGAAUCUCUUGAAUUGUACUGCUUCCUUGCUCUCUGGUUCGCGCCGCGGUUAGCACUGCUUGCCCACAAUUGCGGUCGCGACUGACAACAGGAAAUGUCAUCAAUUUCACAAACAAAAGUCCCUCUAGUUAAUAUCUUUUUUGGGAACAUGAUAAGAUUGAAUAAAUUUCCAUCAUGAUUGUCUCAAAAUUGAAUUUUCUUUGAAAGCCCAAAUGACCGGACAACAUGUCCGGUCAUCCACGGAUUUGCUCGGACAAUGCUCGAUUCUGACCGGACAUUGUCCGUUGACCAGCCGUUAUUUCAAGCCCUGAGCUCACAGUUAUAAUGAAAAUUGUCUUUUUGGAUAAUUCCCGUUUUUUUUUUCAAAUUGAGAAAAUCCUGUUAUUUCGUCACACCUUCACCUUUUGAAUUACUUAAUCUGAGGCUAGGCAAAUUCUUAUUGACUUGUAUGUGUUUUUCUUCUUACAGCCUCUUAUGGUCAGAUUUCAAGCAGCAUACAAAGCACAUUUACUCAAGCAACAGGAAAAAGUUAAUUUAGAGCUCCGAGAACUGGUGAGUAGAAAUUAGGUUACCUGCAAAGGAUGCCAGGACGUUGCAGUGUUUUUAUGACUGAGAGGCUCUAUGGCUCUCAAAAGAGUUGAUACCAGGUGCAGAAGGGUUCAUUGCCAGACUCACCCAGAUCUUUCUUGAAAAUUCAUGAUUUUGGGGGAAGAAAAUUAAAAAGUGCAGAUGCAAGGAAACUCACAAAAACAAGAGGUGGAGAUUCAUUGCACACAGCUCAGAGAUUUGAAGAUCAUAAUGAAACGAUUCCAAAGCUUACAAGCUAUCACACUAUAGCAUGCCUUAGCUACCAUAUACAUGUAAAUGAGAAUUUGUUACUUUGUUGAUACCUACAAAAUGAUGGAACUUGAAUAUGGAGUACAGUUUUACUAGUUAAGAAUGCUUUGAUUGUUUUUUCUUGCAAUGCAGACUGAAGAUCUCAAAACCAAGAAGCGUGAGCGGGAAGAGCUUGGUGUGCAGCUGUAUGGAGUUCAACAGGAGCUUGCAAGACAGCAAAUGCUUCUUGAGAAAGAACAUGAUAACUUUAAUUCAGAAAAUCAUCUUAGGAUGCAAAGUGAAAAGCUUCUUGAAGAAACAAGAGCACUGCAUGAUAAAACUACCGAAGAUCUCAAACAUCAGCGAAAACAAGGUACUCAUGGAUGCACGAAAAUAGUUACAGAUAAAGUUCUCUUGGAGGCCACUCUCAUUUUGCAGAUACAACUUACUUGAAAUCCAUGGUCUUACUCGUAUUUGAUUUUGUACUCUCAUCAUCAUGUUUAUCUCAGUUGGGAGUGGCACGAAGUAAGGAAAGCAAGGAAAAAUAGAGGUGGGGACUGGGGAGAGUGGUGAGGGAACUGAACUCUCUCCUCUGUCCCUCUCCCUUGCUUUUAUUUUUCUUGCCCUUUUACUUUGUGCCACUCCCACCUGAACUCCUGGACCAGGCUAAUAUCUACAGGGUUAAUAAGUAUCCUUGUAUAUGUUAUUAUAGACAUUUCUUCUUGUUGUCGUAGGUAAAGGUUACUAUGCACAGUUAAAUGACAGGUGUGGCUAAUAAUCAUUGUACCUACCAUGUGGGAAAUUGUGGAUCUCAGAAAUUUUUUAUUCAAUCUCUGAAGUUUUUUUGGUUAUUCUCAAAAUGUCAGUUUUACCUUUAACUCUUUUGGGUUUUUGGACAUUGUUCUGCAAGGUCUCAGAUUUUUGAGCAGGGUUUUGUUGUCUGUGAGUCUCAGAAUGCUUGAGACCUUUCACUGUAUAUCCGUAAACUAGACUUAAAAUUGAUACAGAUAAUGCAGGGGUUCUUAUGAGUUUUGUCCAGCAUCCUGCUUGUGUGUUUUCUCCAGCUAAAGAGCUCAGAACAGAAGUGGAAAACCUAGCAGCUAGAUUGCAUUACAUGGAGGAAGCUAAAGAGGAUGUUAGGGCAGACAUUGCUGUUAUGAGAAGGGCAGCAGAGAAAGCAGACACUGAAGUGACUAGAGCAGAAAUGGAGAAAAAGAAACAGGUUGGCGAAAAAUAGUAGAAAUUUGUACAAAAAUCUGCAUAGUUGUUGUAAUGAUAUCUCAUUGUGUUGUUUUGUUUUUGUGCUAUAGUUGACACAUUCCUUGUGAAGGUUAGCACCGUACCUUUCCCAACAUUUUGCAUUUUAGACACUGUAUUAAAUUUACACCCUUGAAGCAUUGGCCUGGGGAUGUCCCAAACAGCUGGUUUCCGGCUAAUUUAACCAUCUGAAGAAGACAUUACCACCGGCUCAAAUUACUCUGGAAAACAAUAUCAGGGGUUAUUUUGAAGGUGCAGUUGAAUCAAAAAGCCGGCACAGUUGAAUCAAAAAUCCAGCUUGCUGCUUGACUAUUAUAGAAAAGCCUGCUCAGGUUUUAAAGCUACAUCCCUGUGAUGGUGAAAAACUGAAUUCUCUUAGUCUACCUCCUAUCCUUCAAAAGUAGUUUGAUCUAACUAUCAUAAAAUCUUUUCUAAAGAAAAAUCUGUAAAUUCCAUCAUAGUUAGUAGAGAGGGGCUGUCUACUCAAUAUGAUUCCAUUACAGCCUCUGAUCCUGGGCUACUGCAGUUGUGUCACUUACAAUACAAAGUAAAUACCUCAUGUUACAGUAUUUAUUUAUAACUUUACAAUAUUUUCCUCUCAGGUGAAAAAAAUCAUGUUCGAUUAUUUUACAGGAUCUUCUGGUGGACAGGUUGACACAAACUGUUGAUCGACUGAGAGAAGAGAUUGAUAUGUUCGAGACCCAGGCUGUUGCUCAGCUGGAGGAAACUAAAGCUGCUCAAAAAGCUCUCUCAGAAGCAACCACAGAAAUAGAGGUACAUGUAGGAAAAAAUACUUAAACUUUGUUGUACACUACCAAAACUCAUGAAUAAUUAUUUUUCCUGAAUGAGCAACUAUUUUGCAAUUCUAGAAAAGAACGGCAAAUUUAUGAUCCAGUUCCUUCCCGAAGUAUUUUAACACUAUAAAAAUUUAACAGAAUGAAUUUAUCCACAGCGAUCUACAGCGGGUUGUUGGAAAGUGAUUGAUGAACUUCAAAAUCCCUAAUUUAUCAAGUGUUAAAACCAUUAGGUACAAUCAGAAACCCAACAUGUCUCAUUUUAAACUUGCUAAAACACUCAAGCAAUUUUAAUGAACCAAUAACCCUUUAAGUCUUAAUAUCCACAUAAAUUCUCCAUACUGAUCUUUGUACAUUUAGUUUCCUUAAAGAAUUAGCUGAGAAAGUUUGAUAACAGAUCAAAGCAUUUUCUCUCUAGUGAUCAUUGUGUUAACUCUCAUAACCAUUUUUCUUGCCAACAUAUGGAUAUUGUUAGGAGACAAUUGUCGUUGGUCACUAUUGGGACUUAAAGGGUUAAUACUUGCAAUGUGUUCGCUGCUAGCGGAGGUCUCUCUUGACGUGAGAGACCUCUGAUAGUAGGGAAAGAAAUGUGUAAAAUGCAGUUGACAAAAAUUUCCAGUCUUCAUCAUUCCUCAGACUGGAAUAGAACUGAAGGAUUUUACCCCUGUUGACUUUUAGUUUCGACCAAAAUCUCCUAAGUUGUGGCCAAUCUUGAGGACUUCAAGACUUACUUCUCAUGAAUCUGUUUAGGCUCUUCAACUGGAGAAGAAGCAGUUGACUCAGCAAUGGUACAGUAGCUUGAUUGGGAUGAGAAGACGUGAUGAAGCAUUUGCUGCUAUGCAGGAAGCACUGAGGUGAGGCAUUGCCAUGCACCUCCUGUUUGGUACUUACAGUGUCUACAGAGAGACUAGAGUCAUUUAUAAUUCAUAGUGCCAUGGCAAUCACUUAAUCAUGUGCAGCUGAAGAUAUACCAAAAAAUGGAAAAGACAGUUCCCCCAUAACAUUUUUUCAAUUCAAAGAAAUUCCCUGAUUUUCUCAACUAGUUACCUUAGGGCACUUUCUAUAGUAAACACUCAUCAUAUAUAUCAGUCAUAUCAGGUCUUUGUUUGUAAUAACAUUCACACACAAACUCCCAAUGAAAGGGAUCAAAUUUUAAGCAGGUUCAAAUAACCUUUUACUUGAGCUUUCCCCUUAGAAAUUGGGAGGGGCAGGAAUAGACCCUGGCUUAGGUUAUCACAAGUCCUGGCGUAAAUAUUAGGCUGAUUAGCAACAGAACGGGAACAUCAGUUGACGACGGCGCGCGUAAAUCAAACAGCUGGCUUGACCGAUGGCAGAGUGGCAAAUUGAGCACCGGAAGUCGUGUUUAGUCCUUUCUGCGCGCUUUACUGUCGUCAACUGACGUUUCCGUCCCGUUGCUAAAUCAGCCUAUUCCUAAUAAUCUAUUCCAAUUUACGCUACCAGCUGGUUUAACGCAAACAACAGUGAGUAACACAUUUGACAGUUUAGCGGAAAUAAAAAAUAAAAAUAUUGAGAACUAUGUUUACACUGUCAUGUGUGCUGUUCCUUAAAUGGGGAAGUCAAAGUGAGGUCAAUUGCUUCAGAUAAACCUUAACUGACAUGCUUGUGAUAUUAUAAUCAGCGGGAACGUCUUACAGGUUGUACAAAUUUCAGGCCUUUGUGUCCACGGCCAGUUGAUUUAAAGACUUGAAUUGAACUUAAUUUUAGCAAAAUUGUUCAGCGCAAUGUUUUCUAGAAUAUGGGUACAUUUAGCAUACACCUCGGACUGUUAAUAAAUUUCUAAAACCGUUAACUUUCAGUCUACAAAGGCAGAGAAUCCAGGCCAUAGAGACAGAGAUUGAAGGAUACCGAAAGUCAAUCAGCAAAGCACAGGAACAAAAUGAACAGAUCACGCUAAUGCAUAACAAGAUUGAGGCCGACAUCUCAAUGGUGAAGAAACUGAUCGCUGUCAGCCGAAAUAAGCAGGAAGUGCUCAAGACUGAGUACAGCAAGUAUUCAAGGACAUUGCAUGAAACGGAACAGCAGCUAAACAGAGCAGAAACUGUAAGAGUGAUAUGUGACAUUUGCAUACGAGUUUUAUGGUACUGUCAUGUGCAAUUUAAUUCAACUUACAUGUAGCAUAAGAUUAUUUUCAAUCAUGGAAUUCACCAUAGAAUUGGAAGGGUUUUGCUGGAAAUAUCAGGGGAGGUACAGAAGCUUCAACCCCUUUCGUUUUUCACCUCUCUUCCCUCCUCCCACUUCAACCAGCACUUUUCGUGAAGCCGUCUUUACUCGCCUAAAAGUUGCCGAGGAGAAACCGGCAAACCUUUCUCUUCCCGUUCUAAUUUUGCGCGAAGUAGCUACGCUUGAUGUUGUUCAAGAGUACAAGAAAUUUGGGUCGACUCCUCCGCGUUUUCGAGAAGUCGGGAUGAUUCUAUCUUUUGCAGCUAGUCCCUGUCCCACUCGAGCUUGAAAUCUGCUUUGCGAAAAUGUUAAAAACGGCAUGAAUGGCUUUAGCCGGAAUUGAGAGUUUCCUAUCAACCAGUUAGUCACGUGACUUAUUUUGAAAUUUGUAUUGCCUCAUACCAGGAAGUGACGCUAAAGGACAAUGAGAUCACAGCCCUGAGAAAACAGACUGAGCGGGAAUUUCUGGAGAAGAUUAAAAUUGAGGAUAAUAUCAUGGAAAAAAUGAGAAGUCAGUUGACUCUGGACAAGGCUGCACAGUAUACCAAGAAAAUGACAGACAGGCUGAGAAAACGAGCUACAGAAUUGGUAUGUGUUAAUAAGCGUCUUAACCUUGUAUGUUUUGUGAAUGAAUUAUUCCUGUUUUUUGGGCGAUAAAAGUGGUGCACUUCGACUUGAUGAAAAGUAACAUGGCGGCACUAAACAAUGAACGCGUAGUUCAAAUCGAUUUUAUAUUCCUGCUGUACUAACAUAAGAAAGUUUUCUGUUCCAAUCCAGAGUUAAAAAUUGUUUUCUAUGUUUUUACUGAAUUUAUUACUUAUAAUGACUAAGUCUCUGUUUAGUUCCUAUUUUUAACGUAUCACUCCGCGAAUUUCAUUCUAUUUUACUUUAAUAUUUCUUUGUGACUGAGGAGCCCAGGCUUCCUAAGCCUUCUGGUUUCUUCUGGGCUCCCUUGCCAACUUACAAUUCCUAUAUGUAUUCUUGUAUUGUAUUAUAUUUUGGCUAAAUAAAAAUGAAGUGAAAUGAACUUAACUUAACGCCUUACUAAAAUUUGAAAUCUCGGCAACGUGAAACUGCAAACGCGUAACUGCAAACUGCGGUUUGCGGUUUCCUAUGAAAAACCUGAAGCUAAAAGUCUCUAAUAAAAAACGUCGACUUAAGGAAAAGUCUGACCACCUUGCCGUCCUUCAGCACUCAGGGUAAACGUUUCGUGUUUGUUUUUCUCAAUCGCUAAUUUUUAUAUAGUCCAGUCAAUGUUUAGCAGUCUUGUAGCCACACCGUCUGUUUCCCCCUUUUUCUUUUCUAGCCAUGAGCAACUUUCAGAAUUAAAUCUGAGUAGGAGAACAUCAUUCGGAUUAAAAUCAGUUUCGUUUUUUCCCACGACUCUUACUUCUUUGCUGUUAGUGUUGCUGAGUCGAUAAGGAAUCUUCAGGACACUAUUAGACCCAUUGAUGUGCUGAAUGAUCACUAAAGAGUCACGAAGUAGACCUGAAAACUCGUAAUCGUAGUCAGUGUCGUAAUUAAAUCUGAAGACCUCUUAACCAAACGAUUGAACAGGCUCUAGCAGGGGCGGAUAGUGAGGGGUGAUGGGACGAGCGGCCCUUUCUAAUUAACACUGUGCAGGCUUGACAGACAUUCAAAAUCUGCUCUAUCGUUUGAUAUUUUAUCCCAUUUGUCUUUUAAAAUUUUUUACAGGAAAGUUCAGUGGCUGAGGUCGAGAACGAGAUUUCCAGAGACAUUCUGGACAUCUCCAACACCACAACUCGUGUUCGCCAGUUGCAGGAUAUAAUGGACAAUUUAAAUGAAGAGAUUCAUCAAAAGAAUGCGACCAUUUCCAAGAUAGAAGGGGAAAUCGUGAAGAGGAACGCCAUUAUUGAAAGAAAACAAAGCACAAUUGACCAGUACAAUAAACGGAUUGACCAAAUGAGGAACAAUAGUGGGGUACGUGGCUAAUUUGUGUGCUACUGCUGGACAAUAUACCUACUUGGAUUUGUUUGAGUUUUUGUAAAGUUCAAUGGCUUAUUUUUUUUCCUCUCUUCUUUAUCAGGGAGAAGAAAUCGGGCCACUGGAGCUACAAAUUCAUACUUUGCAGAAACAAAUUGAGGCCCGUUUAAAUGAAAUUACUGAACUACAGCAGUUCUGGCUAAGAAAUCAAAGCGAACUGGUAAAAACCUUAAAAGAUGUACAGAAACAAUCAGAAGACAUGGAAUAUCUCAAGAAACAAUACACUAUCCUUCUACAAAAGAAGUUGAGGAUUGAAGGUAUGGCCGGGGUAUAAAACACUGGACAAACUUGGAAAAUAUAUACUGCAAUUCGUUUAGAGCGAUUUUCGUGAGCCUUGAAAAAUAGUUUCGGUAAGUGUUCGGUAUUUGAUUUAUCAGCCAUUGGAUAAAGAGAUCAAACAUGGACUCUUCGUUUUUUUGCCAAAGAAAACCAUAAUAUGGAGAAAGCAUUGUUCGAUUAGCCAGUCGUGUUGCAGUAUGAGGUCAAAGCGAAGUAUCGAUUGAUUUCUAGAAAGUUCUCGGGCAUGGAGUUUUUUCGCCCGAGCGUUCGCUUAACCAAACAAAGGCCACGCGCGUUUGUAUCCGUUCGAUAAACCAAUCAAAUCGCUUUAUUUCCGUUUGUUUGUUGUUUCUGUUUUGUUCGCGCGUUUUCAUUUCAAGGUCACACGAAAAUCGCUCUAACCUUAGAAUAAGUACUCGUUCACAUGUGGUUGUGAGCUCAAAAUCGAACUGGAUUUUGUUUGGAUACGAAGGAAGAGAAUAACCGGAAUAUCCGGGGAAAAACCGGAAGUAGCAAGAUCAAGAAGCAACAACAAAUUCAGCCCCUGUUUAUAUGGGGUAAGUGAGCGCCGCGUCGGCCUCAGGUUUGUUAGUCAGAUUACUAUUUCGAGCUACCGACGUAAAGUAAGGACUCUUUACACUUACAUUUCUUUUUGCAGUCUUCUCGGAAACACUCAACUCGUGUGUUUCCUGUGUUGUGUCUUUUCACGACCACACAAUCUCGGGGGUUGUCUGAUUGCCCUCUCUUCUGUCUACGUUUCAUCGUAGGUGAAAUCAACUCGCACAACAGUGAGAUGCAAGAUAUUGAACGAAAUAUCCGCAGUAUGCAGAACGACAUGACAAAACUGAACACGCUGAUUACCAAAGAGAGUGGGCUAAGAGAAGCUUUACAACAGGGGACCGUCUUGAUGGAGAGCGACUUCAUCCAGGCGCUCAAAGUAAGUGAUUAAUUAUCUACGACGCUGUUUUACUUGUGCUUUUUCCACUCGAGGCGCUGGACAUCCACGAGCUUUGGUUAGGGGUUGUAAGUUGUCCACCCUUAGAAUUUGGGAAAGUAUCUUGCUUAAGAAAUCGAGGUGAAGAGGAGAACUUCUACGUAGGUGGUGCGGCAAAACCAUUUGACUGGAUCAAUCUCGCACAAAUUUUUCUCCAACCCUCUUCACCUAAUUUUUUUUUUUUGGUUCAGGUUGUUUGUGUAGGAAGGACUUGAAAUUGAAAACAUUACCCCAAUUUGUCAAGCUGCAAUCCCUUUUGCUCGAAAUCCAAGGGAAUAACACUUUAUUUGUAGAUCUGCUGAAGCCAAAACAGAUUCCCUUUAUAUUAUUGUCUGUUUUAAUCUGUAUGACAGGAGGCCGAAAGAGAGUCUAUAGACAUGCAGAAUCAGAUCGACGCGCUCAAGGAGGAGAAAGAAAGGCUGCUCAACAGCUUAGUGGAAGCAGAGUAAGUGACUUAGUUCACAGAGCGAACUCUUAAAUGCAGGGUUAAGUUAAGUGGCAAAAAAUGAAGCUUCUUUCUGGUCUCAUCCGCGGUGUGAGAACCUGUAACCAUCAUGAGUGACAUAAAACAAUGAAAACAAAAGAAGUCAACGCGAUGGAGCUGAGGAAAAUAAAAGGUACAAAACAAAGAAAAACUUCUUAAGUCAUUAUACCGAGGUAAACCCGAAUUUUGACAGCAAAGCGAGAACCGUUUGUAAUCCAUGGCGGUAGCCGAAGAGUUUCGACUGUUGUUGCUUGAUUGUUGCUAGCAUAAAUCAUCUGGACGACAAAUAGCCGGGCUUAAGUCAUAGCUGGCGCAGCCGUACCCUUAAGAAACACUCUUUCAAAAGUUAAAAUAUUCUUCAAAAUAUAUUUUUUCAACGGUACUUUUUUGCUGUCUUCAGGCGUCAGAUCAUGUUGUGGGAGAAGAAGACGCAGCUAGCUCGUGAAGCUAAGAACGCUGUUGACCUGGAGUAUGGUCAAGGCGAAAUCAGAGCCAUGAAAGCAGAGAUACACAGAAUGCAGGUCAGAAAACUUUCCUUUGUUUAAGAAUUAUAAACACUCUAUUUUGUCAUAGACAGUAAUAACGCUGUUAUGUCGGAGGCGAAGCCGAGUCAUAUUAACACGGACACCAAAUGAACCAAAAUAGCUGGGUGGAACAACUGCUAACAUGGUGUGUUAACGAUGCAACAUUGUUUAACCAAUAUGGUUCUGAGUAAUCUUACCUAACACCGCCGUCCGACUUCCCUUACGCAGCUUUUGAAAUUUUUAUCUGUAAAGAAACUCUACUAGUUGUCCUGUUCGUCAGCUUUUCGGCACUAUCAAAUGAAAGUCAUUAAUGAAAAGAAAAGAAAGUACGGCCAGUGCAAGUGAAUUAAGUUUGACUUCUCGUUACGUACCCAAGGAAGAUCAAUUGAGACACCGACAGUAGAACUGAAUGUAUCUGUUUGGUUUGUGUAUCAGUUGAUAUGACGUCACAGUAGGCUGAAAGACUGCACGAGACGUUCGCGGGCGCGCGCACCCAGUUGCGUCAGAAAGGCUAAGUUGUGUUGCAGUCGGUCAACUUUUUUGCGUCUCUACGUAUGGCUUUUUUUCUUUACAGUUCUGUUCAAAUGCAACAAUUAAUUUUUUAACUGGUAGUCUUCCUGUGAAAAGAAAUAUAAACCAGAUUAUUCAAAAAUGUAAUUCACGACAGUUGGAGAAGUGGCAACCCAUUUGUAGUUAGGCCCAAAAUAGUUUAAAACUGUAAGUGCUUUUUUUUCACCCGUUCCUACGGAUCCGGUGCUAUUACAAAUACCUUUCCUCAUAUUUUAUCCACCGCAGAAGGUGUUUCCCAGCCUUUUUUUAACAUCGAUAGUGGCGCAAAUUCUGAGCCUUAACGUUUUUGUAGGUAUGUUAACGAAUUCAAAUAUAAUUUCCCAAACAGUUUACGGUGCCUCGUAUUUGUCAAAUAACUGUCUCCUUCUCCGAACUAUGUACCGUGAAUAUUUGUGUCCAUAAAAUUAUAAUAUAACCCACAUAGGAAGGAAACUGAGACAGUCAUUUACUUGAACAAUUGAUCUCAAGUCCGCACUUGUCUUUAAGACCAGCUGCUAACGAUUUCUAAUUUGUUUCUAGGUUCGUUACUCGCAGCUGAUGAGGCAGCAGGAGAAGAUGAUUCAGGAUAUGGAAAAGUCUGUUGUGCGAAGAGAAGUCAUCAUUACACGGUAACUACACACUGCGCAGCGGUCCGACUUUAUCUUAGUGCCGUUUUCUAUUCAGUAUCGAAAGUAAAAAAUUUAAUUUUGCUUUUGCAUAAGCAGAAGCGAAAGCAAUAGCCUGUGAACAGCAAAGCAGCAGUGAGGCUGAUGUGCAUGUGUACCGGCUUUCGGGCCGGUUAGAAUAGCCCACGUUCGAUAUAUUAAAAUUCUAACAUGACUCCGAGAAGGGUCAAAAUUGCAAAUGUUUCACGACUCCAUAUACCCGCAAUUCCCAGAAGAGACUUGGGCACAAAGAAAACCAAACCAAAUAUAGAAAAAUGACCAGAAAGCCUCGGAGGCAUGUUAAUACAUUGAACGUGGGCUAUUUGUCUGAUUUGUUACGUACCCGCGCGCAUUUUCCCGCGCGAGGAGUCGGUUACACGUGUUUUGAUCUGAUUGACGCAUUGGAUGGCGGCCUUUGUUGCGAUUGGCCACAGUAAUGGACCUUUGUAGCUUGUUAAUUUGGCUGCUAUUUCAGACCACGUUAUGGUACCCCAGAGGACUGUUUCUUUUAAAUCUCGUCCUGCAUCCACGUGCAUAUGUAUGCGUAAUUUAUGAAACUACAAAAGGCAAAUUCCCUGAAGGACAUCACGGGGUCUGAGUUGGUGAAACAAAACAUACAAGCUAAGAAGGUCUAUUGCUUUGGUUUGGGUUUAUUACGUACACAUAACUGAUCUGAUUAAACUAAAUUAAAACAAACAAGCAAGCAAAUAGAAGCAGAAGACAAAACGAAACAACCACCAUGGUGUCAAAUCGAAAUACUAAUUUGAACGCAACCCAUCUAUAGACUGGUGGAGAGAACGAGCAGAUUUAGGGCACAAAGUCAGAAGUGUGCAGCCGGACCGAUCAUUUUGAAAAUGAACUAGGCUUUCAGUGAGAGUUUUUGCUAAAAUCUUGUCAUUGUGAUGCGUGCUAUUCAGGAUACACUGACCUCGCUGGACAGUGUUCAUUAAAAGUAAAAUUUUCUUUCAACUGGACGGGUCUGACCGGCCAAUUCUGACUCAUUUUAUGCGCUCUUUAAUUCGGCCACGAGUAAGGCAAAAGGUACAACCGGCUGACAUGCACGAGAAGAAUAGUGUUCUGAUUAUUUCUAAUGUGUUUCUUAACUGCUGUUUUUCUUAGUGGAGAUGCUCAAGCUAAGAUGGGUAAGGUGACAAACACCAAAGGUACGUUCCAGAAGAAACUAGCUGAGAUGAAAAAGAAAAUCAAGCAGACAAACCAAGAUGCAAACGCCUGUGACACUGGUAAGCUGUUUAUUUUUGGUUUGGUUCUUCCGGCUGAUAAGCCAGAGGAUGCGAGUUUGGAGUUAGGGGUGGAGAGGGGGUUUAUUUUGUAGUCGAAAGGCGCGAUUUAUUUUUAACGAUUGCAAUGGUGAGCUUUUCACAAGUGAAGAUAUCUUUUCAGGCGAAAAAAAAUUGGUGCUAUAUUACAAGCAUCUUUCAUGACUUGCAACGAGUCUUCCUAUCACUCAAUAGCUAGAUGGUGUGCCUUUAAAACUGACAUGUUAGGGUCCAACUCCCGUAAAGGCAAAAUGAGGAGUAUGUUGUGUACCCCUUUAAUCCCUAGUUCCUUGUAGUUCCUGUGCGUUUCUCAAAGACGAGCAAGGAGGCUAGUGUAUUAGCACAAGGAAGAAGAAAUCGCCAGGAUAACAAUCGCCUUCUUUCUUUCUUCAUGGAAUUUAAAAUUUUGAACAAAAAAGAUUGCUUGUGGGAGUAUUAGCUGCUUAAAAAAGCUGUUACAUUGUUUAAUGUAGAUAUUCAAGUGCUCCGUGAAAAACAGAUGUCAGUGAGCCGCGAGUUAGAAGAAAAACAGACGACGUGCCAGCAACUACAGACCAGUGCUGAUGAGUUGGAGGUGCAAAUAGACACACUAUCGGAGGAGAGGCAGAGGGUGAGUUUCCAACACCUGAAUUACAACUCCUACCCCCUAGUGAAAGAUUGUGUCAUAUCUUGGUCAUCGUCCUUUGCAAGGAAUCUGUGCGGGUGGAGAUGGGAAAGGGUGUUCUCGACGUUUCUCGGCCGACAUUUCAUGGCGCCACCACUGGUUCCCCCGCGAAAUGACGUCUGAGAAAUUAGGGCAGAUAUUCCAUACUGAUGACGUAUCACUUGCCAGAUCUGGGUAGUGCUUCUGAUUGGUCGUGCCGCGUGGGAUAUUGGCUUCAACCAAUCAGACGCACUACCCAGAUCUGGUUAGUGACACGUCAUCAGUAUGGACUUUCUGCGCUCAUUUCUCAGACGUCAUUGCGCGGGGAAGCCAGUGGUGGCGUCGUGAAAUGUCGGCUGUUUUCUCAGGUUACCCCAGCCUCCUUGUGACACAAAGAGGCCUCUGCAGAGAAGAGGCCUACAUUUGAGAAAGUGACCACUAUUCUUCGCUUAUUGGGUUUUGGGAGGUACGACUGUGCCUUGGUAGAGUGAACUCAAACUCAUUCCCUGCUAUCAUAGAUGUUAAAAUCAACUGGAAGUUAACUGUGUUUGGGAUAUAUAUGCAUCAUUUUGCACUGUUUGCAUUAUGAAUUUGUGCUACAGAAGUUUUCGUCGUGUGAGACGUUUAUGUCGUCUUGAGACGACUUAAACGUCUAGGAUAAAAACGGUAAAUAAGACAGACGCAUUUAGCGUCUGACGGCAUUGACGUCUUCUGUUAAGUUGCGUCUUUCAGACGCACUUAAUAGACGACUUGAAGGUCUCAGACGUUAAGUGCGUCUAGUAUAAAAACAGGAUACCGUAAAUUGGGACUCGUUUAUACCCAACUCGUCCAGAGAUGACUGGGAAGAGUCAGAAUCGUGUAUUUUUGUUUUUUACGAAAAAAGUCUGUUUUUUUUAGUGUUAUCGUCUACUUUUCCGCGUCCCGUUUUUACACCAGUCUUUAACGUGUCAGACGUUAAAUACGUGUAGAUAACUUUAAUGUCUCUAGCAUAAAAACGGCCGAUCGCAUUGCGUGUGAUAGUUUUCAGCAAAAUGUUAGUUAUACCUAAUGACACCUUCUAUUCACUCGUCAGAAUCUGGCCGAUAUCGUGGCUAAACAACAGAAGCUGAAAUAUUACACUCAGUUAAAGAAUGGACGCUACACACCGCUGUGCAAAACACCAGAGACACUAGAGAACGAGCUCCAGAAACAGCGGGCUCGCCUCCAGUCCCUCAUGACCAUCGUGGAUCGCUUGAAUCAGGAGUUUCCUCAAGCUCAGCCGGCAUUGCGCAAAAUCACACUCUCCCUGGGAUACAGAGGAUUACCUGAAGAAGCUGCAGCGUAGUUUGUACCUACUCCUCCCAUAGGAAAAU